This is a messenger RNA of Mucor velutinosus, 1209 nucleotides long. RefSeq lists its product as uncharacterized. Bases 1 to 1209 code for a protein of 402 amino acids. The transcript has a single exon. The record is from RefSeq and is a predicted model, not a curated record. Lineage: Eukaryota; Fungi; Mucoromycota; Mucoromycetes; Mucorales; Mucoraceae.
AUGGCGCCCGAAAAAGCCAAACCAGUUAAGAAAGCUGUCGAAGCAAUCAAGCCCUCUCCCCUCGCCACCAGGCAACAGACCUCUCUUGCAACCAAAGAAUCUAAUUCCAAUGAGCACCUCAUGCAAGCUCUCAAAGAAUUAUUCUUACCAAAAUUUGAUCUAAUCUCCUCUGAAAUUCAAACAGUCCAGUCCAACGUUCAGAACCGCUUUCAGGAUCUUGAAAACGCAGUUGACCAGAUUAACGAUUCCAUGACACAUUUGCAGGUAGAUCUCACCCAGAAACAAACCAACCUGGAACAACAACAACUACAACAGGUUCUGGCACGUGUCGAGCAAUUGGAACAGGAGAAAUCCAACCCAAUAAACACCUCAGCACCCUCUACAUUUCAGGAGGCAAUCACCACUGCGCACCAAUCAAGUUCCAGUGCUAACUCCUCGAACGACGCAUCCAGCUCCACCAUUCAGGCACGAGAUCACAUUAUCUCACCUCCAAGAAAUCCUAAACCACAGGCACCCGUUGACCCCUUAGCAGGAGGAUUGCGUUAUUUCACACCCGUUUCCAAGAAUCAAGGCUUCCAACAUCUAUUCAUCCCAGCACGCGGUCGCCGAGGUCUGUCGAGUAUACGACAGCUACUCUACGACAAAGUCUUCUUCAAGGAGGGAUCCGCUGUAGAUCUUCAUUUCCCCAACUCCUCCACCAUAGGCAUCCUUGUCCACAACGAUUAUGCCGACAUAGCUCUAAAAAAACUCCGUAUCAAAGGCCUUGAGCCAAUUACUGACUUUGAUCCCUACCAUUCAGACAAUCUUGGCAAUCCAGUCCUCCAGGCACUAUCCAUCGAAGAACGCACAGCCAAGAUGAAAGAGAUCGCGGAUAAACUGUACCACACCACCCUCGCAGGGCUCGAACACAAACCCAAAGUUCAACUGGCAGUCGCUCGUGAUUUUCUUCGUAAAAACAAGAUCACCAAGCAAGAUCUCCAAGACCUUAUCCAACUCCAAAAAUCCACCAACAGAGACAUUACCCCCAACACCUCAACUCAGCCCCCUAAAGGUGAUCUAUUCCGGCUUCUCGAGUCAGAAGAUGAUAUCAUGGAUGAGCCAGGACCUCACGCCGACAGUAAUGACAACAACAGCACUAGUAUGGAUGCCCCCGCAUUCUCAGUCCACCCUUCCUCUGCUGGUGGUGGUGAACCAGCCUCAGCUCUCUAA